GGCAUUAAGAGGCUUCCAGGAUGUCAGAUGAGAAGCUGAUUCGUCGGCUGGGGUACGAGAGGGUGCGGCCCAUCGGUCGGGGUCAGCACGGGCUUUGUUACCUUGUCAAUGAACACAACGAGGGCAAGGCGCAGUCUGGCAAGGGCAAGUUCAGGGGCCCCUUUGUGGCGAAGCUGGUGGACCUCGGACUGCUGCCGGAGAAUGACCGGUGAACACACACACACACCACAACUCAUCCCGCAGCAUUCCGUUCCUGUGUUGUGUGUGCUUUGGCUGUGCGUCAUCCAUCGUGUUUGCAGCAAGAUGGCGUAUCAGGAGGUGGAGUUGCUUGAGCGGCUGCAGCAUGACUACAUCGUGGGCUACAGGGACAGCAGACUCGACAGCGAGAGGGAUGUACUCGUCACCGUCAUGGAAUUCUGGUCGGUCAGCAACACCAGCCAGAGAGACGGGAAGCCUUGCCGCGCUUGUCGUGUUGUUUCUGGAUGGAUCUACCACUCACUCUGUGUGUGCGUCUGCCUGCAGUGAGGGCGGCGAUUUGAAGGAGCUGAUCAACCAGGUGGCGGCGCAGGACCUCUAUCUGGCCGAGGAGCAGAUCAUGCGGUGGUUCGUGCAGCUGGCGCAGGCACUGGCCUACCUACACAGCAACCGGGUGCUGCACCGAGACCUCAAGACCAGCAACAUCUUCAUGACAAGUGACAGGCAAACGGCCAAAAUAGGAGACUUCGGGUGAGGAUGAGUAUGAGCGCCUUAUAUAUGAUCACGACACACUCACCCGGCCCGGCCAUCCAUCGACCUAUCUGUGUGUCCUGCCUGUGUGUGGUGUGGUGUGCACUGACUGCAGUAUAUCUCGUGUGUUGGAGGGUGCGCUGGACUUUGCUGCCACGACUGUCGGGACGCCAUACUACAUGAGGUGAGGUGGCCAGGCAGCAGGCAGGCAGGCAACCAAAUUAUAGAUAGGAACGGGAUGGACGCAUCGCAUCGCAUCGCAUCCCCUCUGUGGUUGUGUUGUGUUGUGUUGUCUGUCUGUCGAUUGUUCGUUCGUUCAGUCCUGAGGUGUGUCAGAACAGCCCCUACAGCUUCAAAUCUGACGUCUGGUCACUCGGGUAUGUGUGUACCCAUACAUCCAUCAAUAGGAAGGGGGCAUCGAAUUGGCUGUCUGUUCGUGUAUGUCUGACUGACUGGAUGUUGUGUGUGUGUUGCAAUGCAGGUGCGUCUUAUACGAGCUCUGCAUGCUCAAGGUAAGGUACUAGACUGUGGAUGGGCAACUAGACUGUGGCAAUGUCCAUCUGUGUGUGUGUGUGUGUGUGCAGCAUGCAUUUGACGCCAACAGUCUGUUGGGGCUGGUGUACAAGAUCGUGUCGGGCAGCAGCCCGCCAAUCCCACCGUUCUACUCCAAAGACCUCAGCACACUCAUCGAGUAAGCCAACACACACACACACACACACACGCGCGCGCGCCACCCACCAUUCAUUGCAAAUCGAAUGUUCUCCUUUCCCCUCGCACACUCAGCAAGAUGUUGGCCAAGGAUGCGGCAGAUCGUCUGACGAUAGACGAGGUGCUGGGCAGUCCCUUCGUCAAGGACUACCUCCGGGUGGCCGCCAUGGAGGAGCAAAACCUCAUCACACACGAGGCCGCUGACGCCAUCGGCUUUGUCAAAGUCGUCAAAUACACUGACGGACACAUCCACGUAAACCACACACAUCACAGAUACAGUGGAGGGAUGAAUAAACGUCUCUCUCAAUGCAUGUCUCUCUCUCUCUCUCUCUCUGUGUGUGUGUGUAGGAGAGCCGGUUAGAGAUAUCUCAGCGUGGCAUCAUGGUGCCGGCCGACCUGACUCCCGAGGCAGCGGCGGCGCUGCUCAAGGAGCGUGAUGAGAUGCCCACCCAGGUGGUUCCUGCUGCGUCCGCUGCUGCUGCAUCCGAGGCAAAGGUGCCCGAAGUCCCCCUCCCACCCAAACGAAUACUGGUGCGUUCCUUCACACAGUGCAAUGCAUGUGAUGUGAGUGGCCAGCAAGCCGACAUUUGGAUGGACUUUGCUAUGUUGCGUGCAGCCCAUCCCAGAGGAGCACUAUUCGAUAUUGGUUGGCCGCGUGCGGCGGACCUUGGUGCAGCGGCGGCUCAACUGGCUGCACGCCUUUGCGUUCCACGACAGAGAGGGCAGGGGCUCGCUGCCAUUCAGGUACCGCACAUACACACCAACCACCACACACACACACACACAUCUGCCGCAUGGCUGGCUCGAUUCGUCGAUCAGUGAGGCGUCUGAGAUGUUGCUGGUGACACUGCACCUCACGCUAUCGCGGGAGGAGGUGUCGCUGCUGCUAAGGUGUCUCGACGACAGGGACGACGGCUGCUUAAGAGUGGACGCCUUCCGUGCCGCCCUCCUCGAGACCGGCAAGGCCUCCACACUGGCUUCGGUGGAGCAGUGGGCGGUGGAGCUCAUCACUCACAGUGGACAUGCCGACGAAGUCAAGCCGCAGUUCGACCAAGCCGAUAUCGAUGGGUGAGUGAGGACCGGUGAGGGCAGCAUUGGUCACAUAUAUGUCUGAUAGAUGUGUCUGCCUGUGGUGCAGCGAGGGCAUGCUGUCUGACCGUGAGUUUCGGCGCGUCAUGUCGCACACGAUAAUGCAGGACGCCACCGACAAGGUCACCGCCCUCGUCAAGAGCAGCGACCACCCCCUUGUCACCACAACAGACGAGGCGCUCAAAUACGCCCUCAACAGGAUCGUCCACCUGACAGAGAAAAACGGACAAGUAAGCCAAAAGACGACGCACCAGAGAGCAUCCCUCCCGUGUCCCAUCUGUCUCUGUGUAUGCCAUCAGGGUGAGGUGAACUACGUCGAUUUUCUGCGUCGGUUCUACCCCGCUGCCCUGAUGGUCAGUGAUACCAACGACACAACCCACAGCUCCAAGGACACCGCUGCUGGGCUGUUGAGGGUGCCCACGCCCGUCAUGGGUGCGUCGAGGUCGGCUCCAACCUCACCAGGCGGGCCGCGCAACAUGCCUGCACCCAUAUUCAGACCCACGGCAAACACACGUACGUCACUCAAGACACACUCACUCAGUGGUCCCUCCAUUCCAUCACCCACGUGUGCCUGCCUGUCUCCUGCUCAGCCCCUCCGUCGUUCGCCACGAGUUCAUCGUCCCUGUCGCAGAAGCCCGCCCCCCCUCCCCUCCCCGCAUCCCUCACCAAGGGCGCCGGUGCAGCCCUCCCGCUGCCCCCAUCCAUCGACGACGACCUCACAUCUCCUGCUGGUGGGCCACAACUCGCCCGGAGCGGCGGGAGAUCGGCCACUACUGCUGGCGGUGUGGGUGGUGUGGGUGUUGGAGGUGGUGGUUGGCACCAUCGUGUUGUGGAUGAGGGCCAGCCGGUGAGGAAGACAGCAGCGAUGGAUGUGAUGAGAAAGCACCAGCGGCAGAAGAGCCCGACUGUGCCUGCCAGGCACUGAUGAGGGGAUGGAUGGAUGGAUGGGCGGAUGGAUGGGUGCAUGUGUCUGUGGGGGUUGCUCUAGCUGGCCUUGCUCUGUUCUGUUCUGCUGCCCUCAUUUCUCAAUGGUUUGUCCAUUUGUGCGUUGCUCGGAUCGUUGUGCUGGUCUGUCUCUUUCUUAUGCUGAGAUCUAUUCAUCGAGAUGCGUGGUGCGGUGCAUGUGUUGACGACGGACAUUAAUGAAGACGACAGAUACACGUAUCCACAGACUCGUGAC
Molecule: messenger RNA, 3703 nt
Organism: Vitrella brassicaformis
Lineage: Eukaryota; Vitrellaceae
Source: the annotation of a GenBank genome assembly